Molecule: messenger RNA, 3417 nt
Organism: Pieris napi
Lineage: Eukaryota; Metazoa; Arthropoda; Insecta; Lepidoptera; Pieridae
Exons: 11
Coding region: 371-1969 (532 amino acids)
Source: RefSeq, a predicted model, not a curated record
UUAGAAUUGCGAUCUGGGAAAAUUUAAAGUACAAUCUAUCUCAUAAAACUUACUGAUAAUCGUAAAUAGUAUUAUCAAUUUAAUUGUUUAAAUAACAUUUUCAUGUAAUAUAAAAAAUUAUAUUACAUUGAAUUAAUUACUAUACAUUUUACUAUAAUUUAGUAUUCCUUAAGUGUGGUAAAAAAACGCAGUAAAGUGAAAAGUUAUGUGAAUUAAUUAAUAAACUUCAUGAAAAUAUUUAGUUUCCUGUCGCGUUUUAUUCCUAACCGUAUUAUAAGUGUAAGUUAAAAAACCGUAACAAAAAACGUAAAAUAAAAAAGACUCAGUAUUGAUUGAGGUUCAUUGUUGCUUUUAGAUAAAUAAAUCCAAAAUGGAUAUUCUUCGUCAAUUUCAAAGUAUACCGUGGUGCAAACCAGACUGGUGCUAUCCAAGUAUGGGUAAAGAGAUGAAUGAUUUACUCAAACAGUGCAUUGAUUUGCCUCAAAUAAAAGUAAACGAUGAUGUUGAUCAAAUAAUACAGAAAAGCCAGGCAUUUCCUAUACCAUUUCCAGUUAAUAAAACCAGAUUAGAACCAUUGAGGGAAAGAAAACCAAUUGAGAGGUUAAAAAGAAACAUUGUGUCAACAUAUCCAAUAAUUCAUGAACGAGUUCUGUUAUUGAUCACUCAUUUUCUUAUCUAUAAGAGGGAAUUUGGAUCUUCUAUAGAGAAAACAUUGUAUUGUAAUAUGACCGUGCCUGAGUUUAUUGAUAGACUGUUGAAGAAGCGCGCCGUUACAUUUAUGACUAAAAAGGACACAUAUAAACUGUUGACGGGAGAGACUGGAAACGGUGGUUGGGAACAAGUAGGUACACUGCAGCAAAAGCCACCACUAGAGUUAGAGAACUGUUUGAGUUAUGAUGAAAUUAAAAUAAGUGCAAUGGUCUAUGUUAGUGGAUACACCGAGUGUAUUAAUGAUGGAAAUCGGUACAAUCAGGCAAUUAUUAAUGAGAAAAAUGUAGAAGAGGACGCUGUAAUUAUUGGUCUCAUAGGCCCUCGAUUCGAUCGACCAGAAAGAAUGGAGUACGAAGAUAUAUUAAUAACUGAACAACAGAAUACGUCAGAAAAUGGAUAUGGUGAAGAGGUGACACCGACGACUUGUCUCAACGUACUUAAAACAACAUAUGUGAAGAACAACCAGUCAGCUAAACAUAUGUGGAGGCAGAUUUGGUCCGAGUUCUAUCAGGUUCACAGCUACACCUACCAGGAGCUGACCUCAUACGUCAAUAUUACAGACAAACCCGAAGAUAAAAAAUAUCUUGAACGUUAUGUUAAGACAUCUCGGGGUAUUUUUGACAAUGAGGUAUACUACAAGCGGGUCAGUGUGUUAGCCGAGAGCUCCUUGUUUGAGGCCGAAUGGAGAGGUCGAGAUGCGGAUCGAAUGGCGUUUUUAAAUGUUAUUGGAUGUGGUCUAGGCGUUUGGAAGAUGAGUCCGCACCAGAAUGACGUUUAUAUUUUGACAUUUUUGGAGAGAAUACGUGCAUUUUUGAAGAAGGAUUUACUAAAUCACGUCUCAGAUGUUAAUUUUUCAUAUAUUAAACCUAGUAAGCCGAUAUUAGAUCUAUUCAGUAACAAAUCGUCCCCGGGUGACUCACCAACAGAGAAACGGAUAUUCUUUGAAUGCAAGCGGCAUCCAAGCGGCGGCAUAAAUGUGCAAUUAGAACAGCGUGAGCCAUCCGCCAAGUUGAAAGGCGAACACGAGGGCAAACUGCUAGUUAUGACCUACCCUUGGGAUGGGAAUGCUCAUCCUGGGAACGAAUUCUGGUUAGGCAACCUACAAGGGUCAGGCGAUCCUGCUGCAGCGUGCUCAACCCAAAUAGCAGAACUACACAAUGCCCACAUAAAUCCCGCGGUGUCAGGCCUUAACACACGUGUAGUUGGCAGGCAUGGCUUGAAAACGUUAUCAGAAUAUUGUGCUGACUUAACUACUUAGAAAAAUAGCAAUAGCAGUGAUUUAGGUAAAAUCACAUAUUGUUGUUUCGAGGAGUUUUGGCUUAAACACAGUUAUUUUACGUUUUAACAGUUUCAAAGGUUAUAUAGCUAAUAAACAUGAAUUAACGAUUAAUUAAUGGAUGUUACAUAUUUUUACGUAAAACUUAGAAUCGUAUAGUCUAUAAUUAUUUACAUUUAAUGAUGUAAUGAAGUUAGAAGCAAAAUAGAUGGUUGAUUACUUAACUACAUUUUUUUUAAAUUUUUGGUCGAAAAUAAAUUUCGCGAUAUUAAUAUUUUUAUUUCUCUUUCGUUACAUAACACUGAAUUGAAACUUGAACAUGGAGGUUUUUUACAUUGCCAUUCCUCUCUUUGGUUGUAGACAAUAAUGAAAGACGCUUUGACAGCGGAAUGUGACGGUGAGCAAUUCUCUGUCUAUGAUCUAUGAAUUAUCAAAGACAAUCUUAUCUAUGGUGUUCUUUUUUUCAUUGUGUUAUUAAUAUGAAUACUAUCGAUAAUUUGCAUAUUAGUUAUAAAAUAAGCCUAAAUUGCCUAUCACUUGUAGUGAUUAUUCGCACUAAAGCAAGCGCACAUUGUAUCAAUUGACGAAAGACUGAUUAAUGUAUGAACGUGGCUUAGGUAUGUAAUGGGAAAAAUUUACUUAGAAAUCACCUUUUAGGCGGAUAUCAAAGUUAGGAGUAAGCAAAAUUCAUAGACAAAUUUUAUUACCACCAGUUUAAUCCUACAGAACUUUGUAUUGCUAUCAGCGUUCUUAAGGAAUAUGAAUGAGUUGGUUAUGAGUCUAAAUACUCUUUGUUAUCUAUUAUUGCCUUAUAAUGAAAUUCACCUAUACCAGAAGUAAGAUAAUACUCAUUUAACAAUAAACAAUGUGCCAAUGUGUUUUUUCUAAUAAAUAAAAUGAAAUAAUGUUUUUAUAUGGAAUCUGUAUCUUGUCUAUAUAUAUUUAGUUCCCCAUAUUACAUAAUAGAAAAAUAGUUUUCUCUAAUUCAAUAGUUAUAAAGAGUUGUUGUUAUUUUGUAGAAAAUGAAUUAGAUUUUUAGUAGGUAGUUUGUAACUAUUUAUUAUACUAAACAAGCUGUUCGGUACUAAAAAAUUGAGACACGAUAUUAUUCAUAUCCCUGAACUUGCUUUAAUUAAAUUCGCGAUGAUUAAGUCUGGACAUUAAAAAUUAAUUAAACAAAUUGAUACCUUUGAAACCACUUAAACGAUUUCGAUUAAUGCCGAAAUUGGUGGAACAUUUGAAAAAAAAGAUAAAAUCAGUAUAUUAUUAAUACUUUUUAUAAAUUUUUAGUACCGAUUAGUUGUAGCUACUUUAUUACAAUAAAUAGAACUUGGUAGUAUAGUAAACGGCCUAUCAGACAUAUAAUCUGUACAAUAAACGCUGUUACAACAUGUUAAGUUUAAGUAAAUAUAUGCUGCUGUUUUAUAAUA